GCUCUCGCGUCCCUGCGCCGCGCCCGCCUCGCGCUCCCUGUCACGGCGUUAGUCCCCGGGCCUGGCGGUUCCCGCGUCCGGCCCGGCUCCAAGGCGGCCUGGCGCGAUGGCGCCUCAGCGGAGGGCCGCAACCAAGGCGCCCGAGGGCAACGGAGCGGCCGACCGCCGGAACCGCAGCAGCACCAAGAAGGACCGAGCCCUGCGGGAGACGCAGAGGCUGUGGCAGAGGCCGUGGCUGAGGACCGCAGGCCUGGGGGCCGGCCUUGUGCUUACCGCAUUCCUGCUCUGGAGCAGCCUGGGGGCUGACGACGGGGUCGCAGAGGUCCUGGCCCGCCGUGGCGAGGUCCUGGUGGGGAGAUUCAUCGAGGUGCCCUGCUCUGAGGACUAUGACAGUCACCGGAGGUUUGAAGGCUGCACCCCCAGGAAGUGCGGCAGAGGCGUCACCGAUACCGUCAUCACCAGGGAGGAGGCGGAGCGGAUUCGCAGCAUAGCUGAGAAGGGACUCUCUCUGGGAGGCUCUGACGGAGGGGCGUCCAUUCUGGACUUGCACUCCGGGGCCCUGUCUGUCGGGAAGCACUUUGUGAAUCUGUACAGAUAUUUUGGGGAUGAAAUACAGAACAUCUUCUCAGAGGAGGACUUCCAGUUAUACCGGGAGGUGCGGCGGAAGGUCCAGCUGACCAUCGCGGAGGCUUUCGGCAUCAGCGCGGCCUCGCUGCAUCUGACCAAGCCCACCUUCUUCUCCCGGAUAAACAGCACGGAAGCGCGGACGGCGCACGACGAGUACUGGCACGCGCACGUGGACAAGGUGACCUACGGCUCCUUCGACUACACCUCACUGCUGUACCUCUCCGACUACCUGGAGGACUUUGGUGGAGGGCGCUUCGUGUUCAUGGAGGAGGGCGCCAACAAGACGGUGGAGCCGAGAGCCGGUCGCGUCUCCUUCUUCACCUCGGGGUCUGAGAACCUGCACCGGGUGGAGAAGGUCCGCUGGGGCACCCGCUACGCAAUCACCAUCGCCUUCAGCUGCAACCCCGACCAUGGCAUCCAGGACCCAGCGUUCCCGUAGCCGGCAGCCGGGCCAAGACGGCUUGAGGAGGGCCUGGCCUGCCCAGCCCCGUGUGGAGGCAGCCACGCCAGCCGUGUGCCCACCCGCACGUCCAGCUGUGUUCCUGUUGCACAGAGUGCCUUAGGAAUUCUCUGAUUUUGAUUUGCUGAUGUUUUAAUCUUUUCAUCUGUGAGUAAAUGGAGGGAACCAGCUUUU
This is a messenger RNA of Cebus imitator (Panamanian white-faced capuchin), 1261 nucleotides long. RefSeq names its product 2-oxoglutarate and iron dependent oxygenase domain containing 3 (gene OGFOD3). Gene Ontology annotation, molecular function: L-ascorbic acid binding; iron ion binding; oxidoreductase activity, acting on paired donors, with incorporation or reduction of molecular oxygen. Gene Ontology annotation, cellular component: membrane. Bases 107 to 1066 code for a protein of 319 amino acids. The transcript has 9 exons. The record is from RefSeq and is a predicted model, not a curated record. NCBI's taxonomy places the organism in Eukaryota, Metazoa, Chordata, Mammalia, Primates, Cebidae.